AACAUACUAACUCUACUCCGACUGGGAUUUGAUAGACUUUCCGUGCAGUUGAAAGCCAUAAAGCUGGUCGCCGGUGUAACGCCCACUUGCUGGAGACCUCCGUUUGGUGACGUGGAUGACAGAAUUCGUUCCAUUGCACAGUUGCUUGGAAUGUCGACCAUUAUCUGGAGCUACGACUCAAAUGAUUGGGAGUUUGGAAUGGGCGCCACAGCUCAGCAGAUCGACGACAAUUACAUGGGCUUCAUAAACGCGGCCAAGAAUGGUACUUUCAAUAAUCGUGGAUCCAUCAUGCUGACCCAUGAAUUGGACAACUUCACUAUGUCAGAAGCGAUGAAGUUUUAUGAUCAGUUGGCCGGGGCUUUUGACCACAUGGUACCCGUUGGUGUCGCCUACAAUAAGACUCAGCCAUAC
This is a messenger RNA of Serpula lacrymans var. lacrymans S7.9, 411 nucleotides long. RefSeq lists its product as uncharacterized. The record is from RefSeq and is a predicted model, not a curated record. The transcript is spliced from 3 exons. NCBI's taxonomy places the organism in Eukaryota, Fungi, Basidiomycota, Agaricomycetes, Boletales, Serpulaceae. Gene Ontology annotation, biological process: carbohydrate metabolic process. The annotation marks the transcript as partial.